AUGCUAAUUAUUGAAUACGAUCUUGCUACAAAGAAGCGAACCUGGCACUCGACCAGACUCUCCGGUCCGUACCACCUAGACAGGCCCAACGUCGUCGUCAUGAAGUUCGCCGAGCAGCUGCGGGCCAGCAUAAUACCCGAGUACCAAUGGUACUACCUCGACUACCCGGGCCUCAAGGCCGAACUUAAGCAACCGAGCGGACCGGUCAGCAAGAACACGGGAGCCCGGGAAUGGUCAGAGGAUGACGAGACUCGCUUUGUGCGGAGGCUCGAGGCCGAGCUCGAGAAGAUUCACCAGAAGCAGCAGGUCAAGUCCAUCGAGAUCACCAGAAGGAUUGCUGUCUGCGAGAAGGAGGUCAUGGAUACCAUCAGGCGCCAAAACGAACGCGGCACCGGUCCUGGUCCUACCGAAGAGGAGUUUGACCUGCACGAGUCGGAUCUGAGCGAUAUCAUCGCAGACGUUCACGACCUUGCCAAGUUUGUCCAAGUCAACUACACUGGGUUUUAUAAGAUUAUCAAAAAGCAUGACAAAAUGACAGGUUGGCAUCUGAAGCCCGUCUGGGACAGUCGGUUGAAGGCGAAGCCGUUCUACAAGGAGAACUACGACGCUCAAGUUGUCAAGCUCUCGAAGCUCUAUGAUCUCGCUCGCACACGAGGCAAUCCUGUUCAGGGAGACAGUGCAGCUGGCGGCGGACAGGCCAGCUUCGUCCGAAACACCACAAAGUACUGGGUUCACCCGGACAACGUUACCGAGCUGAAGCUCAUUAUCCUCAAGCACCUACCAGUGCUCGUCUUCAACGCAAGCAAGGAAUUUGAGGUAGCUGACUCGGCCAUCACGUCGAUCUACUACGACAACCCGGAGACUUGGGAGCUUUACGAGGGGCGACUGAAAAAGACGGAGGGUGCCGAGGCCAUCCGCCUUCGUUGGUACGGCGGUAUGGACACGGAAACUAUAUUCGUUGAACGAAAGACGCAUCGCGAAGACUGGACGGGCGAGAAGUCGGUCAAGGCGCGCUUCCCCAUCAAGGAGAAGAACGUGAACGCGUACAUGAAGGGAGAUCUCCUACCUGCGGCCCUCUUUGAAAAGGCUCGCCGGGAGGGCAAGAAGCCACAAAAGGUGCUCGAUGAGCAGGAGCGUCUCGCGGCAGAGAUUCAGUAUUCGGUGCUGAAAAAGGGUUACAAGCCUGUCUGUCGGUCGUUUUACAAUCGCACAGCGUUCCAGUUGCCGGCAGAUGCACGAGUGCGCAUCUCGCUCGAUACUGAACUCUGCAUGGUACGCGAGGACGACUUGGAUGGCAGGAAACGUGCCGGUGACAACUGGCGCAGGAUGGACAUUGGGAUCGACCAUCCUUUCAGCCAGCUGCCGCCCGAGGACAUUGUUCGGUUCCCUUAUGCCGUGCUGGAGGUCAAGCUGCAGACCCAUGUAGGACAGCAACCGCCAGACUGGGUGCGCCAGCUCACAUCGAGCCACCUGGUAGAGUCGGUGCCCAAGUUUUCGAAAUUCAUCCACGGAUGUGCGAGCCUGUUUCAGGACAGAAUCAACUUGUUGCCCUUCUGGCUCCCGCAAAUGGAUGUCGACAUAAGAAAACCACGGACUCACAAUUUCGGCAUCCACCGACCGGCAGCCAACUCGGCAGUAACGGCCACCACCGACGACGAAGAGGACGAGAUAGAUUCGGACGACGAGGAGGCCGAAGAUGCGGGCAAGAACGGUGCAGCUGGCGCGCAUACUACCAACGGCAAUGGUGAAUCAUCCAGCCGGGGACUCCACCGUGGUCAGCGAGCACAAGAUGUCGAGGACCAGACUGUGGCGCAGCCGGUAGCCGAUGAAGAUUAUCCUGUCUACGAUUCGGACGUAGAGGAGGAUGAGGACGUUCGGCUGGAAGAGGCACGGAGAGUGGGUGGUUGGGACUACUACUCGACACUGUUUUCUAUAUAUUCGAGUAAAGCCGCGCACACGGGUUUGGCGGUGGCGAAGGCGCUCAUCCCGCGCCCCCGAGGGUCAGCCAUCCCGAGAAGCGAGCGAAACGAGGCUCUCUGGGGGAGCGAGGACACGAGUCUGAAGCGGUUCAAGGCUCCUAAGGGCAAGAAGAUUCAUGUGCCGGUCCGUGUCGAACCAAAGGUGUACUUUGCCGCCGAGCGCACCUUUCUGGGUUGGCUCGAAUAUUCGAUAUACGUGGGCAUGAUUGCUACAACUCUGCUGAACUUUGGCGACAAGCCCAACAGCGCUGCAUUUGUGGCAGCCGGUGCCUUCACGAUUGUUGCAAUUCUUUGCUUGAUAUACUCGGUGGCUAUCUACCUGUACAGAAGCCGGGCGAUUCGCACGCGCCGAGCGUCGGCCAAGUACUACGACAAGCUGGGGCCUUCAGCUCUAUGUGUGACAUUGUUCAUUGCGGUUCUUCUGAACUUUGGGUAUGAGGGGCACAAGAGAAGUUUUUGGUAG
This is a messenger RNA of Pyricularia pennisetigena, 2442 nucleotides long. RefSeq lists its product as uncharacterized. The transcript is spliced from 3 exons. The record is from RefSeq and is a predicted model, not a curated record. Gene Ontology annotation, cellular component: vacuolar transporter chaperone complex; fungal-type vacuole membrane. Lineage: Eukaryota; Fungi; Ascomycota; Sordariomycetes; Magnaporthales; Pyriculariaceae. Gene Ontology annotation, biological process: vacuole fusion, non-autophagic; vacuolar transport; polyphosphate metabolic process. Bases 1 to 2442 code for a protein of 813 amino acids.